This is a messenger RNA of Myzus persicae (green peach aphid), 7010 nucleotides long. RefSeq names its product putative RNA exonuclease pqe-1. Lineage: Eukaryota; Metazoa; Arthropoda; Insecta; Hemiptera; Aphididae. Gene Ontology annotation, molecular function: transcription corepressor activity; protein binding. Gene Ontology annotation, biological process: negative regulation of transcription by RNA polymerase II. The record is from RefSeq and is a predicted model, not a curated record. Gene Ontology annotation, cellular component: nucleus. The coding region runs from base 845 to 6802 and encodes 1985 amino acids. The transcript has 12 exons.
GUCGAGUGGAGUGAAUCGCACCGUGCGGACCGACGUCGUCGUUCGCGUGCCACGUACACACACAUACAUACAUACACGCGUGCGCGCGCACCACACACUGUCAUCCGCGAAAAUCCAACGCCCGCCGCCGCCGCGAUAGUGAAUCAGUGAAACAUCGGUGAUCAGUCGCCGCACGGGUCAGUGUUUUAGGUUUUUAUCGUCGAAUUUCUUUCGUUAAAGAUUUUUACGCACGCGAUCGUGUCGUGGACCGUCGUCCCACUCGGUGUCGAUCGUUUUACCGUCGAAAAAAUUUUAAUUUUAAAAAAUAAUUGCGCGCGCUCGAAUUCGCCCGUCUCCGUUUUCUUGUCCGCGCUCGUCCCCGUGUGUUCGUGUGCGAAAUAAUUUCGGUCGCGUCGCGCUCGUGGUUUUUCCUUUCGACCGCCACCAAGGUAUAAUAUUAAUCGCUUUACUUACCUGCCUACCGUCCGUUUCGAAAGUGUCGGUAACGGCGAUAUCCUGUCGGGAACUCGAUCGUCAGCAUUUUCGAAUUAAAUUCAUAUUCGUCCAGCUGAUGUCUGCCGACUCGACUUCACUCCUGCCGGAUUGACCUUCGUGAAUUGACAAGUAAAUUUUUGAGAAGUUCUUCUUCACCAAUAACGUGGUUAUGUGAAGUUGUUUCAUAGAACAUAGAACAGUUUCCUCUGCACGGAUACUCCAUUACCAUACAUCAAAGUUGAUCCCAGAACAUAUAAAUAAUACAAGUGGAUCAUCGAAAAUGACCACGAACAUGGACGAACAUUUCAGAGUGCAUUUUACAAUAGCCACGCGGUCCAUUUCUAUUGCGUCCAGCUGAAGUAGUCAUAUUAUGGACUCGGGAUUUAGCAACAUGUUGGAAAACACUAGGAAAUACUUCCAAGGGAUCCCUACGGACGCAGCCUCCACCGCAGCAGCAGCUGCUGCAGCAGCGGCCGCCCAACUGCACUUCCCGCCACCGUUACCCCCGUCGCAUCAUCUGCACCACAACGGCGGUGGCCGGUCGUCGAUGAACUCGUCGUCAUCGUCGUCGUCAUCAUCGUCGGAACCGUCAUCGGCAGCGGCCACCGACCGGUUCGCGGGCUACCACCACCCACACUUACGGUACAACUUUCAGCCGUACUCGUCACCGGGCCACUACCCGCGCACCGCUGUUGACCCUAAGCCCGCGGCCUUCCAGCACCACCACUUUCAGCCGCCGUCGCAACUACAAUACCACCACCAACAACAACAGCCGCAGCAGCAGCAGCAGAACCACCAUCAGCUGCCGCCCUCCGCAUCAUCGUCGUCGUCACCGCCGUCGCCGUACAAGUCGCCGUACACGAUGCAACCUCUGCAGCCACCACCGCCGCUGACUGUUAAACAACAACAACAGCAACCAUCUCCGUCUCAAUUCAAGCCGAUGUCGGCUGCUCGAUCAUCGCCGCCUACCUCCGCAUCGGGCAAACAGUAUUCGCCGCCGAAACCACCGCAGUCGCCAUACGCGGUGGUGCCCAAGCCAACAUCCGGCGCGCCGCAGCCCCAGUCACCGUUCACCGCGCCCAAAGAACAGCAGCCAUCGGUGCCCGAGACGCCGCCCCCCUCGCCGCACUCUUCGCACUAUUACAAUAGGACGACGCACAGCGGUCUGCAACAGCAGGCCAUCGACAGAGAUUACUUGCGGUUCAAGCCCAUACAGACUCCACCGCCACCACCCAACAGGUUUCAACCGUUGGAGAGGCCAAAGUCUGAAGUCCCCGUGACUAGCGGGACGGGCCCACAGUCCUCGCAUUUGGCCAUCAGGUAUGACCCGAAACUCGAGCAGCCCCGCAGCGGUGUUAGAGCUGUGCCCAUAGCUCAGGCCAAGCAACCUUCAUCGUCGUCGACCACGGCGGCGGCCCAGCACGACGUUAACCGAGUGAUUGUGCAAAAACCCGAACCUUUACGGUAUCAUCAUCAGCAGCAGCAACAGCAACAGCAACCGCAGCACCAGCUUAAUAACAACCAUCCCCAUAGAUCGUCAGCGUCGUCGGAUGACCAUCAUCAGCACCAUCAUAAACGACCGGCCUCGGUGCAGCCGUCGUACUUGGAGUCCAGGCCGUUCCAGAUAAAACCAUAUGAUGGUGGCGGCAACAACAACAGCAACGGCAGCAGUAGCAAUGGAAGCAGCGGCAGUGGUCAGUCGUCGUCCGCCUCGUCGUAUCACAGGCCGUUCACCGUGGCGCCGCAACCACUGCCGCCGUCUUCGCAGGCCUCUGCCGCUAUUAUCGUGUCGGGCAUGGACCACCGUUGGGCCGCGUUCGACGGCCGGGCGCCACCCGCGUUCCUGCAACAAUCGUCGUCGUCGUCCUCCGCAGCCGCAGUUAUCAACGGUUACCACCAUCACCACCGGCAGCCGCCACAACCACCAUCAUCGUCAGCAACCGUUGUGACUCAGCACCAUCAACACCAUUCGUUGUCCAGGCAACAGCAACAGUCGCAACUUUAUCCGCUCAACUUGCACAAGCUCACUCAGCCCGCUCGACCGGCCACUGCCGCCGGCCAAUUGCAACAGCCGGUGAAAUUGGGCCAAGAAAACAAAACGGCCAAGUUGCGGUUCGAGCCUACGAAGCGCGAGUCUCCGUUGGACCUGUCUGUGAAAACAGUGUGUCGGUCGGCCGACUCAACCGACGACCGAUUGAAUCCAUUCGGGCACGAUAUACCCAAAGUGAACUUCAAACCGGACUUCAACAGGUCUCUACCGGUGUCGGCCACGGCGGCGCCUCCGCAGACCGCAGUUGUAGUCGUCGGUGGCCAGCAGCACCAACAGCACAACAACGCUGCCACCGCCGCCUACAACCAUCAUCAGUUCGCUGCUCAGAUUUCGCUUUCCCUUCCGCCGCCGACGCCGCUACCGCCGCCGCCGUCCGUGGUCGUAGUGCAGUCUGCGCCGCAGCAACCGUUACCAUCAGUGGCAGCCGCCCCGACGACUCCACUGCCGCCGGUAGUGCGCACACACCACCACCCACACAACAGCAACCAUCAAGUGCCACCGCUGUCGUCAGCCGACGAAGCUUGGCGGGCGGCCAUAGACAGGCAGAUCGAACAGAAGUUUAACUCGUACACUUCGGCCAAGAACCAUCAUCCUCAUCCGCUGCACCAGUAUCACCACCAGCGUUUGCAGCAUCCAAUUCCGCCAACCGCAAUGCAGCACCAGCAGCAGCAGCCUCCGCCGCCACUGCCGCCGCCGCCUCCGCAACAAGUUCCCGCGCAGGCCGACAAGCGCGUGUUGGAGAUACUCAAACAGAACAUCGAGGCGCGCGACCAGAGCAGCCGGCCGCACAUCGCCGAGGCGCCGUCCACGCCGGCCAUGGUGUUUUCGACGCCCAUCCGGAAGGAACCUUCGACCACACCUCUCAAGAAAACUGACUAUUACAUGGCUGAGCGCACGGCCGUAACGCCGUUCCCCAAGAAGAUCGACUACUACAUGGACAGGGCGUACUGCAAUGCUCCGAGGAUCCGGACCAAAGCCGAGAGGAAACAGAUAUCUGCAGAAGGGUCAUCUAGUGCAACGAGGAUGAGCAGCCCGAUGGCAGCUGCCACGGCCAUAUCACCUCACCCAUUUUUGCCAUCAAAUAACGGCGCACCUCAAGCAAAACAAGAACCGACUCCGCUCACACAAACUGAAGCGGUUGUAGAUCUCAAGCUCGAUAUCAAACGAGAACCAUCGCCCAUCAAAGAACCAGAUCUGAGUUUAUUAAAUAAGGAAGAAACCGAAAAAGAUGAAGACGACGAGGACUUUUGGACGAACACGUGCAAUUCAUUUGUGGUACAAUUAGCCGAAACCCAAGAAAAGAAAAAAGUCAAAACGCCAGUCAAAAGGAAAUCGGUGAAAGAAUUGCAACCACUGCCCCCCAAGAGAAAGUACACAAAACGAAUAAAAGUUGAACCUAUUACCGAAACCGACAAAGACAAUAAACCAUCAGAUGUUCGAAAUACAUCAAAAUUAGCCGAUGAAGUGAAAUCGGAAAAGUCUCUUUCAGAAAAAGUUAUUUGUGAAGAAAUUUUGCAGAAAGACGCAGAACCUUUGGAUAUGGACAAAGAAAAUAAAACAAAGAUUGAGGAUCCAGAAAAGACAGUGGACGACACUAAAGACAAAGAAGAUCACGAGGAAAAAUCAGUUAAAAUUAAACCAAAGAAAAAGCGACUCUUAAAGCCAUUGAUUGCCAAAGUCAAGAAAAUAAAGAAAGAACAUAAAAAGGAGCUAAAAAUGAAAGAGCUGAAAAAAGAAUCGAAGAAGGAGGAAAAGAAAGAACUUAAAAAGGCAGAAAAGAAAGAUAAGGACACAGUUAAGAAAGAACAACUUCAAAAAUUAGAAAAGAAAGAGCUGGCAGCGGUAGCAAAAGAAGAGAAGAAAGGACUGAAGAAAGAAGAAAAACUUGAUCUCAAGAAAGAUCAACAACAACCAGACCAUGGCAACAAAAAAGAUUUCAACAAGAAGGAGAGUAAAAAAACUGAAGCCACCCCCCGGAAAAAAGUAGUGGUGGAAAAAGAAAAUCUGACAAAAAAUACAGAAAACACGUCUAGGAGAUCUGCUGCCGCCGCCGCGGCAGCUAUCGAAGUAGCCGGAAAGUUUAAUCCUAGGCAGUCGCUAAGACGAAAGAAUUCACUGAAAGACUAUUCGUUCGCUUUUGACGAGUUAUUAGACGACGCGUUUGCACAUUUCGAGACCGUCAAGAUACCAGUAAAAAGAAGACGGAAGUGUGCAUCACCAUCGCCGAGCCCUGCUCCAACAGUGGUUGCUGCCGCGGUCGGUGCCACACAGGUGAUUACUGUUGUCAAAAAAGCCAAAGAGAAAGACAACGAAACGAUCAGGAUGCGGUUGAGGUCUCGGAACAGACCACUGCAGGCUAAGCAGGAACCGCAACAGGCUUCCUCCAAGAAGAAGGCCAACGCCAAAAUCAAAAUCAUUCCUAAGAGGCGGCGAAAAAAGUCGCUCGGUGAGAAGUCUGCACAUGCCCCCACCAUCGUUUCGACCACGGAGGACUGGAAAGACGAGCUUUACAAGUUCAAGCGGUCGUUGCGCCUUCCGUCCAAACUCAUAUCAGUAGUGUCACCGCCGACCGCCGGAGCUGUGGCUGCCGACCAGGUGUCGUUGACCUCCAUCAUGAACAUUCCACCGCCUUCAAAGCCGAUCAAGGAGUCCAAAGCUGCCAAGUUAGCAGCUUGCCAGUCAUCACAAGUGGGUGGUGGACUUGGCGUAUUAGCCGGCAAGAACAAGCCUAAACGGUUGGGGGGCCAUAUGUUCGGGCGCCGGGACGUUAUGUUCAAGGGACGGCGUUUGAUGAAGCGGGAGAAGAUCGUGUCAGCUGAAAAGUUGAUGCAACGAAAUUUGCGGAAAAGACGUCAGCGUGAGGAUGAGGUGAUGAAAAAGGGGUGUGCCGCCGAAGAGGUCACCGCCUCUCACCUUGACGAAGAAGAUGAUGACGAGGAAGAGGAAGAGGUGCACGCAGGUGAAGAAGACAUUAAGGGUGUAAAACCACCGGCUCGCGUGCUCUUCAAACGGAAAAUGAUGCGCAAAAAGUUUCGGUCGGGGUUUGACUACAUAAAGAAAAAGAAGAAGAAGGAACCAGUGUCUGACAAGAAACCUGCUACCGUGGUAACCACCGCUCCUGCCACCACCACACCCGUUCCACCAAGCGCUCCGCGUUACGUGUCUGAGAUCCACGCUGAAAUCAAAGGGUGGAUAGUGAACAAAGGACACGGCGAGACAGUACUCCACCGAGCUGCCCGACUAGGUGUCAAUGACGUUGUGGGUUAUUGCAUGGAAAAACUAGAGUACGCUCCAUCGGUGGCUGACAACGCAGGCUACACGCCGUUGCACGAAGCGUGUUCGCAAGGCCAUUACCACAUAGCCAAGUUGUUGCUUCUGUUCGGGGCAGAUGUCAGUGCCAGCGCUCAAGGAGGCAUACGGCCCCUACACGAAGCUGUAGAAAAUGGCGACGUGCACCUGGUGCGUCUGUUACUCAGUUAUGGUGCCGACCCGCAUUUGGCCACGUACUCGGGACAGUCACCACUGUCUUUGGCCACUGACAAGCAGACCAGAAUGCUACUGGAACAUCAUGUCAACGACGUUCAAGGCUACGGCAGCGCGUCCAUGUGGAAUUUCGACGACUCCACUCUGACCCAUGAACCAGAGGACGUAGACCAGCUGCUGUGGAGUCUGCCGCCCGUCCCAUCACCGACACCGGUCGACGAUGGCCCGUCGUUCGAGUUCGAGUUCGCCGAUCACGCGCUACCGGAAGUUUACAAGCUGCCCCCCGACGGAAGUGCUGACGACCGCAAGGCCGGCGUCGACGACGACGAUUGGGUGCUGUUCUCGGACGUUUCGACGGCACUGUCCGUGAAGACUGUCGAAGCGCUCGCCAAACUGUUGGACGACGAGAACGCCGUGACGGCCGUGCCGGCGGACCGAUUUAGCGAGCGCGCGGUGCUGCGGAAAUCGCUGGGCCGACAACCAGUCGUGGUGCCAGUCUCCGCCGUAGUCGACAAGUCCAGUGCCGCCGAACGUCCGUCCACAGACGACAGCGACUCUGCAGCCACGAAGGAAGGCUCUCCCUCCAUGUCGUCCACAUCUGCCUCCACCUCCAUAUCCACUUCCUCAACGACCACAAUCUCCACUGCCUCCGCUACUUCUACCACUACCGCAAUUACUACCUCCGCCGACUCCUCCUUAUCGUCAUCGGCAUCCGGCGGCGAACAAAUACUCUUAGUCCGUUACGACCGCAAACUCAAACAGCUGUUGGGCGUCAACGUGUACACAGUGAGUUGACGUCGUCGUCUUUGUCGUCGUCAUCAUCAUCAUCAUCAUCAGUAGGCGGCCGUGCACACACAGGACGAGUUACCGUGUUAUGUUGUUGUUUUUAUUAUUAUUAUUAUUUUUUUUUUUUUUACUACUAAAUUUAGGAAUUGCCAUUUGACAUAUUUUUCAACUCUAUGUUUAAGCAACAUUUCUUUUUGUACUUAAAUAAGUUACCCAA